Molecule: messenger RNA, 2511 nt
Organism: Triticum aestivum (bread wheat)
Lineage: Eukaryota; Viridiplantae; Streptophyta; Magnoliopsida; Poales; Poaceae
Product: heat shock cognate 70 kDa protein 2
Exons: 2
Coding region: 632-2182 (516 amino acids)
Molecular function (GO): ATP binding; ATP-dependent protein folding chaperone
Source: RefSeq, a predicted model, not a curated record
AGGGUCCGUGAGGGUUUAUUAUUAGAUAGGGUCCUUUGGAUACACCCCCUUUAUAGUUGCCGCCUGUCCAGCCCAUUUAAAUACUCAAACCAUGUUUUCUGCCUAAGUCAGGAUGCAGGCGGACGCGGAUGUCCGCGAGUCUGCUUCGUCCACGCCGCAAAAAACAGCUAACGGCCUCGCGGACCAGCCGCAAAAGUUAAGUGGGUUUGGUGGACUUGUCCUGCCUGGCCUGCUAGGUACGUGUAGCCUGCUAGGUCCCGUUCGUUAGCAGCUGAUGGGGCACGCCGCUUUCGCCAUGGCCAAGCCGAUGUUGCUGCCCCUGCUCCACGCUCGCCAUCGCCCCUGCAUCUCGCUCCUCCCCGCUUGCGCUGCCUAUCCCCGGCAGCGCCGCCCCUCCUCCCUGCUCGUUGCCACUCCGUGGAGGAAGAUGCCGGGUGCUGCGGUGGACAGACACAAGAAUCCGGCGGCGGAGGAGGAAGAGGAAUCCGGUGUGGGAGGAUGAGGAAUACAAGAAUCCGGCGAGAAAGGAGAUGCCAAGCGUCUCAUUGGCCGGAGAUUUAGCGAUUCUACUGUCCAGAGUGAUAUUAAGCUGUGGUCCUUCAAGGUUGUUGCUGGGCCUGGUGACAAGCCCAUGAUUAAUGUCUGGUACAAAGGUGCGGAGAAGCAGUUUGCAGCGGAAGAGAUAUCUUCUAUGGUCCUCGUCAAGGUGCGUGAGAUUGCUGAAGCUUUCCUUGGCAGCACUGUGAAGAAUGCUGUUGUCACUGUACCUGCAUACUUCAAUGACUCACAGAGGCAGGCUACCAAGGAUGCUGGUGUCAUUGCUGGCAUCAAUGUCCUUCGUAUCAUCAAUGAGCCAACAGCUGCUGCCAUUGCUUAUAGUCUUGACAAGGAGGCCUCCAGUGGUGGUGCGAAGAAUGUCCUCGUCUUUGACCUUGGAGGUGGUACCUUUGAUGUCUCUCUUCUCACCAUUGAUAAGGGUAUAUUUGAGGUUAAGGCCACAGCGGGUGACACACAUCUUGGUGGCGAGGACUUCGACAACAGGAUGGUCAACCACUUCGUCCAGGAGUUAAAGAGGAAGAACAAGGACUUACAUGCCAACCCGAAAGCUCUUUGGAGACUGAGGACAUCCUGUGAGAGGGCAAAGAGGAUUCUCUCCUCUACUGUGCAGACCACCAUUGAGAUUGACUCGCUGUUUGAGGGCACUGACUUCCACUGCACCAUCACCCGGGCCAGGUUUGAGGAGAUGAACAUGGAUCUGUUCAGGAAGUGUAUGGAGCUUGUGGCAAAGUGUAUCAGGGAUGCAAAGAUGGACAAGAGCACCGUGCAUGAUGUUGUGAUCGUUGGUGGCUCCACUAGGAUUCCCAAAGUGCAGCAGCUUCUCCAGGACUUCUUCAAUGGCAAGGAGCUCUGCAAGAGGAUCAACCCUGAUGAGGCUGUUGCCUACGGGGCUGCUGUCCAGGCUGCCAUCGUGAGCGGAGAAGAGAACGAGAAGGUCCAGGACCUGCUGGAUGUCACUCCUCUUUCUCUUGGUCUGGAGACAGCCAGGGGUGUGAUGACAGUCUUGAUCCCAAGGAACACCACCAUCCCCACCAAGAAGGAGCAGGUCUUCUCCACAUACUCGGACGACCAGCCUGGUGUGCACAUCCAGGUGUAUGAGGGUGAGAGGACCAGGACCCGGGACAACAACCUUCUUGGCAAGUUCAAGUUGUUGGGCAUCCCUCCUGCACCCAUGGGAGUUCCCCAGAUCACGGUCUGCUUUGACAUUGAUGCCAAUGGUAUCCUGAGUGUGUCUGCCGAGGACAAGGCCACUGGGCAGAAGGACAAGAUCACCAUCACCAAAAAGGGCAGGUUGAGCAAGGAGGAGAUCGAGAAGAUGGUACAGGAGGCUGAGAUGUACAAGUCGGAGGAUGAGGAGCACAAGAAGAAGGUGGAGCCCAAGAUCGCCCUGGAGAACUACACGUACAGCAUGCGCCACAUCAUCAAGGACGAGAAGAUAGCCUCUGAGCUGCAGGCGGAUGACAAGAAGAAGAUCGUUGAAGCAAUUGAUGAUGUCAUCGAGUGGCUGUGCACGAACAAGCUCGCUAAUGCUGACGACUUCGAGGAGAAGAUGAAGAUGCUGGAGGCCGUGUGCAACCCCAUCAUCGGUAAGAUGUACCAGGGUGCUGGUGCCAAUGGACGAUGACACCCCAGCUGCGUCCGGCGGCUCUGGCCCCAAGAUCGAGGAGGUCGACUAAACAAGACAAUGAUCUGCUAAUUAUUAUAUCAUGUCAUUUCGUUAUCUGAGAUUUGAGGCUGUGGUGGUUACGGUGCACAUCCCACUUAAAACGUGUUAGGCUAACUUUUUAUUUGAAAUUGCUUAUGUGAGAGCCCAGCUGCGUCCGGCGGCUCUGGCCCCAAGAUCGAGGAGGUCGACAAAAAAGACUAGUCGAUGGUUACUUGUGUCAUAUCGUUAUCUGAGAUUUGAGGCUGUGGUGGUUAUUGUUUUGAUCCGAGCGGUCGGUGCCCAUCCCA